AUGCCUCCUUCAAAUCCAUACCAUCCAACAGAACCACCAGAUUCGCCCGCCGACGACUCCGACUCGGACCUUGAGAUUGACCUCCAGGAACUCGACCCCCUACCUGCAGAUGAGCUCCGCAAGAAGUCGGGGCUGCUGGGACACGAACGAGAAGCUGCCGAGCAGAGGGCACCUAGGAUAGCCCUGCGCAACCUCCGCAUGGGUAGUCUCCGGCGCAAAGGGAAGUCGGAUAGAGGCUAUGGGGGGCUCGGUAGGGGGAGGGACGACGGCUUUGACGAUGCGGAGGCUCUGCUAGCAGAUGGCGACCGGGACGGACACUCGAGUCGAGGAAACUCCGGCGAGGAGGAUGCACCUUUCCUGCGCGAGCACGACGAGCAAUCACGCCGCGCCAAUGGCCACAAGAAUACCAUGUCCAGCAGCCGCUCCGCUGGGCUGCGUCUUCCAAGCUUCAUGUCCUCCACUGCCGGGGAGCAACAGGGUGAGGACGAGGACAAGGAGGAAGAUGACCCCUCAGCAUCGAGGCUCGUGGCCGUCGGUUCCGCCCAGUCGACCCGAUUCCCACCGAACCUCAUCUCAAACGCAAAAUAUACCGCCUUCACGUUUCUUCCCAUAACGCUAUACAACGAGUUCUCUUUCUUUUUCAACAUGUACUUCCUGCUCGUGGCACUCUCGCAAGCGAUACCCGCCUUGAGGAUCGGUUAUCUAUCAACCUACAUCGGCCCUCUGGCUUUUGUUCUCAUGAUUACCAUGGGGAAGGAGGCAUACGACGACGUGGAGCGGAGACGGAGGGACAACGAGGCGAACUCGGAGCCGUACACUGUGGUAGCGUUUGACGAAUGGGACCGAGCCCCAGCAUCCGGCCGCCCACGGAAAGCACUCAAGUCUGCAAGCCUACGCAAGGGGCGCAAGGGAAAGAUGCCAGAGAGGGAUAGGCUAUCAGAUAUACAGGAGGAGGAAGAGCAGGCCGAGAGCGAGGGACACAGAAAGGCGCCUUCAUCCCAGAUCCGUGAGAUCAGCAAGAAGUCCAAGGACCUGAAGGUUGGUGACGUGUUGAAGCUCGAGAAAGGCCACAGAGUGCCUGCGGAUGUUGUCAUUCUGAAGUGUUUCUCCGCUGCGGACCAUGUCGAACCUACUGCUGAACAAACGCAGGUGAGGGAAAAAUCCGGUCCUGGAGGGGAGACCUUCAUACGGACAGAUCAGCUGGAUGGCGAGACGGACUGGAAAUUACGACUCGCAUCUCCGCUGUCGCAGGGUCUGGAUACAGAGGAGUUGGUUCGUCUUCGAGUGGCGGGCGGCAAGCCAGACAAGAAGGUCAACGAGUUUGUUGGCACUCUCGAGCUCCUCCCAUCGAGGCACGAGGCCAUGAGCAACGCCAACAGCUCGCAGCAUGAUGGAGACACCCCCCGAUCUGCACCUCUGUCAAUUGACAACACCGCAUGGGCAAACACGGUCAUUGCGUCCAACGCGACCACGCUGGCCGUGAUUGUCUACACUGGACCUCAGACGCGUUCGGCUCUCUCGACAGCUCCCUCUAGGACAAAGAUCGGCCUUUUGGAGUAUGAGAUCAACUCAUUGACCAAGAUUCUUUGCGCGCUGACCCUUGGGCUCUCAAUCGUUCUUGUCGCCCUCGAGGGGUUCGGAAACGUGCCUGGCAAUGUGUGGUAUGUCAAGAUCAUGCGAUUUCUGGUCCUGUUUUCGACGAUCGUACCCAUCAGUCUCCGUGUCAACCUCGACUUAGGCAAGAGUGUCUACUCUUGGCUCAUCCAGCGCGAUCCGGGCAUUCCUGGCGCUGUGGUACGCACCAGCACCAUCCCAGAGGAUUUGGGCCGCAUCGAGUACCUGCUCAGUGACAAGACGGGGACCCUGACGCAAAACGAAAUGGAGAUGAAGAAGAUCCACGUGGGAACCGUCUCGUACGCUAAUGAAGCAAUGGAUGAGGUCUCGGCCUACGUGAAGCAAGGUUUCCAAGUGCCUGCAUCCACAAACUCGACGGCAAGCUCGGUGCUCAUCACGCCUUCUUCAACGUUCGCCGCAGCUGCCAAUGUUGGAGCGACCAGGACUCGCCGUGAGAUCGGUACAAGGGUACGUGAUGUGGUUUUGGCUUUGGCGCUAUGUCACAACGUCACCCCUACUACCGACGAAGAAGAUGGCAAGACAAUCACAUCCUACCAGGCUUCGUCUCCUGAUGAGAUUGCCAUCGUCCGGUGGACAGAAGCCGUCGGUCUGCGACUGUCGUACCGUGACCGCAAGGGGAUGGUGCUCGAGUCAUCUGAAACGGGCCGAUCAGUUGUCCAGGUCCGCAUCUUGGAAGUCUUCCCCUUCACAUCCGAUGGCAAGAGGAUGGGUAUCAUUGUUCAGUUCUUGGAGCGGUCAGGCUCUGUGCCCGACAUCUCCAAUGGUGAGAUUUGGUUCUAUCAAAAGGGUGCGGACACGGUCAUGGGAUCCAUCGUGGCAGCAAACGACUGGUUAGACGAAGAGACGGCCAACAUGGCUCGCGAAGGCCUGCGAACGCUGGUUGUGGGCCGAAAGCGAUUGUCUCCCGCCGAGUACCACGAGUUCAAGGACAGAUACUCCGAGGCGUCGCUGGCGAUCAGCGGCCGUGACACUGGUAUGCAGAGAGUCGUGUCGCAGUACCUCGAGCAUGACCUUGAGCUGCUGGGCGUGACUGGCGUGGAAGACAAGCUGCAGAAGGACGUCAAGCCCUCCCUCGAACUUCUCAGGAACGCUGGCAUCAAGAUCUGGAUGCUGACGGGCGACAAGGUUGAGACCGCUCGCUGUGUGGCUGUGAGCUCCAAGCUUGUCGCCCGCGGUCAGUACAUCUAUACUGUCGCCAAGAUGAAGAGAAAGGACCAGGCACAGGAUCAUCUGGACUUUCUUAAGAGCAAGGCCGAUUCGUGUCUGCUGAUUGACGGCGAAAGCCUGGCCCUCUUCCUGACGCAUUACCGAACCGAGUUCAUUUCCGUGGCUGUCAAGUUGCCAACCGUCGUCGCCUGCCGAUGUUCACCUACACAGAAGGCCGAGGUCGCCAAGCUUAUCAAGGAUUUCACCAGGAAGCGUGUGUGCUGUAUCGGAGACGGCGGCAACGAUGUCUCCAUGAUUCAAGCUGCAGACGUGGGUGUCGGCAUUGUCGGCAAGGAGGGUCGACAGGCCUCCCUCGCUGCCGACUUCUCGAUCGAGCAGUUCUUCCACCUGACUAAGCUCCUGGUGUGGCACGGGCGCAACAGCUACAAGCGCAGCGCCAAGCUCGCGCAGUUUGUGAUUCACCGUGGCCUGAUCAUCGCCGUCUGCCAAACCAUGUACAGCAUCGCGAUCAAGUUCGAGCCCGAAGGCCUGUACAAGGACUGGCUGCUCGUAGGCUAUGCCACGGUGUACACUGCGGCACCUGUCUUCUCGUUGACGCUGGACAAGGACGUCGAUGAGGAGCUGGCGACUCUGUACCCCGAGCUGUACAAGGAGCUCACGGAAGGGCGCUCGCUGUCGUACCGGACGUUCUUUGUGUGGGUGUUUGUGAGCAUCUACCAGGGCAGCAUGAUCCAGGGCCUUUCGCAGCUCCUCACGGAGGUCGAUGGCCCCAAGAUGGUAGCGGUCAGCUUCACGGUCCUGGUCCUGAAUGAGUUGUUAAUGGUGGCGGUCGAGAUCACGACAUGGCACCCGGUCAAUAUCAUAUCCAUCGUAGGGACGUUCUUGAUGUAUGUGGGAUCGAUACCGUUCCUGGGAGGCUACUUCGAUCUGGCUUUCAUCCUUACGUGGGGCUUCUACUGGCGCGUCCUGGCCAUCGGGGCCAUCUCGCUCAUCCCACCAUAUGCUGGAAAAUUGAUCAGGAGGACAAUGAAACCUCCAUCGUACAGGAAGGUCCAGGGGAUCUGACGGGAACUGUUUUCUUCGGAGGAUUGUGUUUAUAGUCUCUUUUGUCUGCUGUUAAAAGGGGACAUUGGUAGCUAGGCGUUUAGAGCGAGCGCUGCUUCGAGGGCAUAGAGCCCGAGUGAAUACAUACAGAUAUACAUUUCC
Molecule: messenger RNA, 4008 nt
Organism: Cryphonectria parasitica EP155
Lineage: Eukaryota; Fungi; Ascomycota; Sordariomycetes; Diaporthales; Cryphonectriaceae
Exons: 4
Coding region: 1-3867 (1288 amino acids)
Biological process (GO): retrograde vesicle-mediated transport, Golgi to endoplasmic reticulum; endocytosis; phospholipid translocation
Cellular component (GO): trans-Golgi network; plasma membrane; endosome
Molecular function (GO): ATP hydrolysis activity; magnesium ion binding; ATP binding
Source: RefSeq, a predicted model, not a curated record